AUGUUUGGUAAGAUCGCAAGUACCGGAUGGAGGUCUGUUACGGCUGCGCUUCGGGGGCCAGUCCCAUUUCAGCGUGGAUUCCAAGUUUCUGCGAUGAGAAAAUCGUAUGAGGAGGAGAAGAUUGUUAUUGAUGAGUUAUCCGCAAAACUUACCGAUGAAGAUGUUGCUAGAUUGGGACGUAUGAGAAAUAUUGGUAUUUCUGCCCAUAUUGAUUCUGGUAAGACCACGUUCACUGAGAGGGUGUUAUUCUAUACCGGUAGAAUCAAGGCGAUUCAUGAUGUUAGAGGUAGAGACGGUGUUGGUGCAAAGAUGGACCAUAUGGAUUUGGAGAGAGAGAAAGGUAUUACUAUUCAAUCUGCGGCAACUUAUUGUUCUUGGGAGAGAGCUCCAGGUAAGAAUUUACAUUUCAAUUUAAUCGAUACCCCAGGUCAUAUUGAUUUCACCAUUGAAGUUGAAAGAGCUUUAAGAGUCUUGGAUGGUGCUGUUUUAGUUGUUUGUGCUGUUUCUGGUGUUCAAUCUCAAACUGUUACUGUUGAUAGACAAAUGAAAAGAUACAAUGUUCCUAGAAUCACGUUUAUUAACAAGAUGGACAGAAUGGGUGCUAAUCCAUGGAAGGCCAUCGAACAGAUUAGAACCAAAUUAAAGAUUCCUGCUGCUGCUGUCCAGGUUCCUAUUGGAUCCGAAAAAGAUUUAAUUGGUGCUGUUGAUAUUAUUAAUAGAAAAUCUAUCUACUAUGAAGGUUCUCAAGGUGAAAAAUUAAGAAUUACUGAAGAAAUCCCUGCUGAUUUACAAGAUCUGGUUGAAGAAAAGAGAAGUGAAUUGAUUGAAACCUUAGCAGACGUUGAUGACGAGAUUGCAGAAUGUUUCAUUGAUGAAGUUGAACCAAGUGUUGAGCAAAUCCAAGGUGCCAUUAGAAGAGCUACAAUCGCAAGAAAGUUUACUCCUGUUUUCAUGGGUUCUGCAUUAGCUAAUAAAGGUAUUCAACCUGUUUUGGAUGGUGUUUGUGAUUACUUGCCAGAUCCUAGUGAAAUUUUGAAUACUGCUCUUGACUUGGGUAACGAAGAGACUCCAGUUAAUUUGGUUCCAUCUUCCACAUCGCCUGCUGUUGCAUUGGCAUUCAAGUUGGAAGAAGGUAAAUAUGGUCAAUUGACUUAUUUAAGAGUCUAUCAAGGUAAAUUAAGAAAGGGAAGUAUGAUCACCCAUGUUAAGACUGGAAAGAAGAUCAAGCUUGCAAGAUUAGUUAGAAUGCAUUCUGAAGAAAUGGAAGAUGUCGAUGAAAUUCAUGCAGGUGAGAUCUGUGCAACCUUUGGUAUUGAUUGUGCAUCAGGUGAUACAUUUACUGAUGGUAGUGUCGACUAUUCUAUGAGUUCUAUGUUUGUUCCAGAUGCAGUUGUUUCGUUAUCCAUUUCGCCAAAAACUAAAGAUGCAGCUAACUUCUCCAAGGCUGUCAAUAGAUUCCAAAAGGAGGAUCCAACCUUCCGUGUUCACUUCGAUAAAGAUUCUAAGGAGACCAUUAUUUCCGGUAUGGGUGAGUUACACUUGGAAAUCUAUGUUGAAAGAAUGAAGAGAGAAUACAAUGUCGAAUGUACUGUUGGUAGACCAAGAGUUUCUUACAGAGAAUCCAUUCUAGGUUCUGCACCAUUUGAUUACACACAUAAGAAGCAAUCUGGAGGUGCCGGUCAAUUUGCAAAAGUUAUGGGUAAGAUGGAAGCAACUGCAAAUGUUGAUCCUGAAGAAAUCGGUGCAACAUUAGGUGACGAUAUCAAAUUCCGUAACCACUUCCAAACCAAGGUUGUUGGUGGUAAGAUUUCUGAAAAAUUCUUACUUGCAUGUCAAAAAGGUUUUGAAGACUGUUGUGAGAAGGGUCCAUUAACUGGAUCUCGUGUUCUUGGUGUCCACAUGGUCGUUGAUGAUGGUGCAACCCACGUGGUCGAUUCUUCCGAAAUGGCCUUCAGAACCGCUACUCAAUUUGCUUUUAAGCAAGCGUUCUUAAACUCUCAACCUGUUGUUUUAGAACCUAUUAUGAAUGUUGUUAUUACUGCACCUAAUGAAUUCCAGGGUGCAGUUAUUGGCUUAGUCAACAAGCUAGGUGGUUUGAUUAAUGACACUGAAAAUGCUGCAGAUGACUUCAACUUAACCUCUGAUUGCUCUUUGAACAACUUAUUUGGAUUUGCUUCCAAAUUAAGGGCUGUUACCCAAGGUAAGGGUGAAUUCACCAUGGAAUUCAAGGAAUACCAACCUGCACCACCACAACUACAAAAGCAAUUAAUCGAAGAUUAUACAAAAAAGAAUAAAGGUGGUGAUAACUAA
Molecule: messenger RNA, 2310 nt
Organism: Pichia kudriavzevii
Lineage: Eukaryota; Fungi; Ascomycota; Pichiomycetes; Pichiales; Pichiaceae
Exons: 1
Coding region: 1-2310 (769 amino acids)
Biological process (GO): mitochondrial translational elongation
Cellular component (GO): mitochondrion
Molecular function (GO): GTP binding; translation elongation factor activity; GTPase activity
Source: RefSeq, a predicted model, not a curated record